Ctenopharyngodon idella (grass carp) is the source of this 2475-nucleotide messenger RNA. RefSeq names its product TIMP metallopeptidase inhibitor 2b (gene timp2b). The transcript is spliced from 5 exons. The coding region runs from base 199 to 855 and encodes 218 amino acids. Gene Ontology annotation, molecular function: metalloendopeptidase inhibitor activity; protease binding. Gene Ontology annotation, biological process: negative regulation of membrane protein ectodomain proteolysis; negative regulation of endopeptidase activity. Gene Ontology annotation, cellular component: extracellular matrix. The record is from RefSeq and is a predicted model, not a curated record. NCBI's taxonomy places the organism in Eukaryota, Metazoa, Chordata, Actinopteri, Cypriniformes, Xenocyprididae.
CACAGAGAGACCGCUAUCCAUUCAGACUGUCCUGACAUUAGUGCGUUCUCCUCAGCAGGUUAGUCCUUUCACUCUUGUCAGUUUUUCAUCUAAUCCUUAUUGAAGUCCGCGUUUCAAAGGCAGCGUUGUCUUUGGAAGCAACUUGGUUUUGGAGACCUACGCGUUUGUUACUUGUGAAGAGUCCUCUCUGUAGUGAAGAUGAGCCGCUCGCGCAGUGUUGUUCCUCUGCUGCUGUUGGUGCUGUGCGGAGCCGCAGAGUUUGCCGAAGCCUGCAGCUGCUCUCCUGAACAUCCUCAGCAGGCGUAUUGCAAUGCGGAUGUCGUCAUCAGAACCAAAGUAGUCGGAAAGAAGGAGGUGGUUACCGGCAAGGAUGCCUAUGGCUAUCCAGUCAAAAUGAUCCAAUACGACAUCAAACAGAUGAAGAUGUUUAAGGGCCCUGAUCGAGAGAUUGAUACCGUCUUCACAGGCCCCUCCACAGCUUUGUGCGGGGUCAAACUUGAGAGUGAUGGCAAAAAGGAGUACCUGAUUACAGGUAAUUUGGAUUCAAAUAACACAUUGCGUGUAAGUCUUUGUGACUACAUUGAAUCUUGGGAGUCUCUGAGCAUGACACAGAAAAAGUGCUUGGGUCAGCGCUAUCAGAUGGGCUGUGAUUGCAAGGUGGUCCAGUGUUCCGUCAUUCCCUGUUCCAUUAGCAGCCCUACAGAAUGUCUUUGGACUGACUGGGUGCUGGAGGGAACUGUUCAGGGCACUCAGGCUCAGCACUUCACCUGCGUUAAGAGGAACGACAGCAGCUGUGCCUGGUACCGUGGAUCCGCCCCACCUAAAAAAGAGUUCAUGGACAUUGAGGACCCAUAAGCUAGUUCUCUGCUUCAUCACUCAUUCAGAAAACACACCAAAACACAGCUACCAACUCACACCUUAAUUCUGCAAAUGCAUUCUAGAUCUCAUAAAACCUGUCAAGAACAUGUCUGGGCCAUGAAGGGCUCACCCCAAAUUCAAAGGAAAAAAAAAAGAUAUAAAUGGUAAUAUUUUUUUGUAAUAAUAAUGUAAUAAUGAAUCAUAUUUUGUGUAAGAAAAAAACAAUAAAUGUUAAAGACCAUAAAGAUGCCCUUCCUCCAGUUUUCAUUAUGGUGAUACAAAUUACAAAUAUAUAUGUUUAAAUAAAUAUUUGAACAUCAUACUUUUAAUUUAUGUUGUUUUUUAUUAAAAAAAAAAAAAAAAAAGUGUCUCCAUACAGUGUGAUUCACAUUAUUACAGUAAUACAAGUACAAGUAAUUAAAAUCAGCAUUGACUCGUAUGGACAUGCUACUAUGUUCUGUAUUGUUCUUUUGAUUUUAGGGUGAAUUGUGAUGCAGGCAUUUCUGUGUAAUAUUAACCCAGACAGGACAGGACAUACAGUACAUUUGGCUGCAUGUUAAUAUAUCACGUGAAUCUUACCUCUAUUGUUGAAAUAUUACGACAGGCAGAAAAGUUUCUCAUAAGCACUCUGAGAAACAAGUGUUGUUUUGUUAUAUUUUUGCUCUCUAAUAAAGAGGAAAUUGAUUACAAUGUUGCUUUUCAGUUCCUCAAGCACAGGCACUGCAAUUUUGAAAUCCUGAAAACAAGAUUGUUGAAAACAAGAUUGAAAAAGCAUUUAGGCAGAAGGCUUUUCAGAUCAUAUCCAAAGUUUUGACUGGUAAAGUAUUUUGAAUGAUAAAAGAGCAUUUUUUUUUUUUUUCUUUAUGAUGGCAUUUUCUCCAGAAUUUUCACUUUCUUUAAAAAAAAAAAAACAAAAAAAAACACGAAUGUAUAGUUUUGUAAAGCAGAUAAUGAAGGAAGCAGGAAUCCAGCAUAUGAACUCAUGAAGGUAUUGAGAACUAGGUUUUGAUUUUAACAUUUUUUUACUGCAUAAAUUCCAUAUUUCAUAGUUUUGAUUUGACUAUUAUUCUAAAAUGGAGAAAAAGGUAAUAAUACAGAAUAGUAUAAUUGUGUCCAGACCUUAAACUGAAUUGAGUUCAUGUGUAAGGAAUGUAUAUUGUCAGUAAGAUGUAAACUGUGCAUAUAGCAACAUACAUAGAUCUGGCAAAAAAUGUAUGUAAUAUAUACAAGAUUUUCUAAUUUAUAUCAAAAUCAUUCCGCUCUGAAUGUGUCCAGAAAUAUAGUGUUCUUUCUUUCUUUCUGUCUUGAUCUUGGUAAUAAAGUGUUGGUUAAAUUAGUGAAUGCUUUAAUUUUAUGACUCCGAAUUCUUCACUGAAAACUGCAUUUAUUAAGGGAUUAUGUCUGGUCAUGUCUUAGAAAUGUUUUCCCCAUGAUAUUUUUGUACAUUUGUGUUAUUUUCCCUUGUGCAGUCAUAUGACAACUUUUUUUUUAAGUAGUGUGAGAUUUCCAGUGCUGGAGCCACAGACUUGUUGAGAGCUAGCUUUUGCAUGCCUUUUAAAGUUUAUUACUCAUUGUUAAUACUGUUAUGGUAUUCAUGAAUAAAGGAGCAGAAAUGUC